Molecule: messenger RNA, 2289 nt
Organism: Porites lobata
Lineage: Eukaryota; Metazoa; Cnidaria; Anthozoa; Scleractinia; Poritidae
Source: the annotation of a GenBank genome assembly
AUGGCGGAUUCCUUGCUGAGUUAUGGUCAAGGAAACUACUUUGAUUUGGAGGAAGAAGACGAAGGUGAUGAUUGGGGUGAAAUAUUCAAUGCUCCAGAAAACCAUUGGAGAAACUUCGGGGAUCGAGGAAAUAUUGGUAUCUCGGUGAGAGAUGAUGUCGACAGGGAGGACAUAUCAGUGACCGGAGAACAUGUCGAACAAGUUAAAAUGAUCGUGGAGAAUAAUGAGUGCAAACCAAUGGACAGUUCAAAAAGCUUGACCAGAAUGGAGCUUAAUGAUCACAAGGCAGGUAUGGUAGGUUUAGACAAAGAAAAAAUCAACCAAAUUAUACUUGAAGCAAGUAAAGGUUCCCGAUUCUACGAAAACGAAUUGAAGAAAGAAAAGCAAGUGUCUGAGAGAAUAACUAAGCAGACAGCUUGUCUAAAAAAGAUCACCGCGCAGCAGAGACAAGAAGCGUUGCAAACUGUAGACUUGAUCGUAAAAGAGCUCGAUGACACGCGUGAUCUAACCCGAACUUUCGUUCAUAUAGACAUGGACGCGUUUUACGCUGCGGUAGAAAUCUUGGACAAUCCUGAAUUGCGUGACAAACCAAUGGCGGUGGGAAGUAACGCAAUGCUGUCGACGUCAAACUACCCAGCAAGGCGUUAUGGCGUUAGAGCAGCCAUGCCAGGCUUUAUAGCCAAAAAAUUAUGUCCUGAGUUAGUUAUCGUGCCGCCGCACUUUGAGAAGUACAAAGAAUACAGCCAUCAAGUGCAGGAGGUCCUUGCUGAAUAUGAUCCUAACUUUGCAAUGGCUAGUCUAGAUGAAGCCUACUUAGAUCUUACUGAGUACCUCGAGAACAGGCAGAAAAACAAAGAAAAAACAACGUUCACCAAAACGAAAAGCGGGUUACACUCAAAGCUUAAAAGUGAGGAAGAUCUUGUAGAGGAAAAUGCGGCAGAUGAGAUUGUGGAGUUUGGAAGCAGUGCAGAAGAAAUAGUCAAGGAAUUACGUUUUAGAAUUGAACAAAAAACGCGGCUUACAGCUAGCGCUGGAAUAGCGCCUAAUGUAAUGCUUGCGAAAGUCUGCUCUGAUCGAAACAAGCCAAAUGGUCAGUUCUUCCUGAAGCCAGACCGAAACGUGAUCUUAGAUUUUGUACAUAAACUUCCAAUUAGAAAAAUAAGUGGAAUUGGUCGAGUAAGCGAACAGAUGCUCAAAGCCCUGCAGAUAGAGACAUGCAAGGAUUUGUACACAAGCAGAGAUUUGAUCUAUUUACUGCACUCUCCGAUCAGUUUUAGAUUCUUAAUUCAGGUCUCACUUGGUCUGGGAAGAAAUUUUAUUAUGACUGACUCGAAAAGGAAAAGCAUUGGAACGGAGACAACAUUUCCCGAAAUAAGCAAACCAGACGAGGUAUUAGAUAUGUGUGAUAAACUAUGUCAGUCGCUAGCUGAAGAUGUGAAAAAAGAAAAUCUCAAAGGAAAAACCGUCACAAUUAAACUGAAGACUGUGAACUUUGAGGUAAAAUCUCGAUCUCUGUCUCCAAUCAACCCUGUUUCAACUUACGAGGAAAUUUCCCGAGCAGCUAAAGAGCUUCUUAAAAACGAAAUGGCAGCAUGUUUUCCUGAUCCGCUAAGACUGCGGCUUAUGGGAGUACGUUUAUCGAAUUUUCAAAACGUGACUUCUGUUUCUUCAAGAGAAGGGAAACAGAACACUAUUACGGGUUUUUUGAAACCAAAGAAAACUAUGUCUUUCACGGACGCCCCAAGUUCGUACACGAUCAACCAAACGUUAAUAGAGGAAGAAGUUGCCAUUGAACAUGCAGGUCAGGACGUUCUUACAGAACACAAUAUGAUGACACAGUCAUUAGCCUCGCAGGCUACAUACCAGCUCGCCGAUUCAUCUGGAGACUAUUCUCAGCCUGGCAAAUCAAGUUCUGAUGGUUUGCUUUUUGAAGCUGCUUCUUCGCCAGUUUCCAGUUACGCAGAAGAUUGCAAGGGAAAUUCGAGUAAUGAUACUUGGCUACAUCCCUCACCUCUGUCGUGUCCAGUGUGCGGGCAGGAACAGGUGAUAAAGCUCGGUCAAAACGCUAUGACUGAGCUGAACAAGCAUAUUGACUUGUGUCUAAACAAGGCAGCCAUCAGGGAGAUUGUAUCGCAGAAUAAUUCAUCUUCCGCUACUGAGAGCGUUAUGCCAUCUGCUUAUAAAGGUAAAGGAGUUGAAACGGGAACUCAACGAGGAAAAAGGAAACGGAAACAUUCCGAUACAGCCUCAAAGAAAGCGACCCUUCAUUCGUUUUGGAAAAAGGACUGA